Messenger RNA from Lobosporangium transversale, 1428 nucleotides. RefSeq lists its product as hypothetical. The record is from RefSeq and is a predicted model, not a curated record. The transcript has a single exon. The coding region runs from base 29 to 1270 and encodes 413 amino acids. NCBI's taxonomy places the organism in Eukaryota, Fungi, Mortierellomycota, Mortierellomycetes, Mortierellales, Mortierellaceae.
CCAUCCUUGAUCAAAACUCUCUCUUUACAUGAUGAACAACCUCAAAUUGAAUCCAUUAGAGAUCCCAGAACUUAUUUCGCUUGUCGGUGGCUACCUAAGUCGGAAUGACCUCUGUAGUUGUAUUCGUGUCUCCAAGCUUUUUCAUGACACACUUAUCAAAUAUGUGUGGAGAAGAAUCACUGUCGGAUGUCGUCGACAGUCCCAAUCUUGCUACCCUACUAAGAAAGCACUAAAGAGCCACAAGAAGUACAUUGAAGAACUUGUGUUUUAUUAUAGGUUCCCAGAUAGAUUCAUGUCAUUGCAAGGUUGUGACCGCCUUCGAUCCAUCGAAUAUUCAUAUGAAAGUUUAUCCAGUCAAAGUCAGAUUCUCAAUUUGAUCAAAUCCCAUAGUUCCACAAUCGUCAAGCUCAAAGUUGACUGUUCAAGUUUGCGAGAGAUAUGGAGGACGCUCCUAGGAUGUGCCCACCUUGAGGACCUGGCUAUUUCCACUACCUAUAUAAGCGGUGAUGAGGUUGAUUUAUUCUUUCAAGUCUUCAAGAAACUUAAACGCUUGGAUAUGGAGCGCGUAUACAUCAAUCACCUACCUUCCGACUUCCUGAAUAAUGAUACAGAAAAAUUCAUUUUUCCAAAUGCGAACACGCUACGCCUUAUUGACGUCGUGAUUUUUAGCCGACCACAUCCACAUACAUCUUCAUCUUGCCUCGGCAUGUUGACUAGGGGACUUCCAGCAUUACAUUCAUAUGAUUCCGAAUGGGAUGCCCAAACUGUACAUGAUUUCUGCAAGACAGUGUUCCUUCAGCGCCCUUACACAGCAUCAAGCAUAUCAGAUCUAUGCCUCCGCGUGAAAAUAAAAGACGAGGAUAUGGCAGCGAUCCUCAGGCAGAUAACCGUACUAAGACGGCUAGACAUCCCCUUCUGUGAUUUUGGUCCGCUCUCCAUUCGUGAACUACUAGCAGAUGAGCAGGAGAUUACGGAGGAUGGGCACAUAGUACGAAAAAAAAGAGGACAAAGGCUCUGUGACAGUGUUGAAAUACUAGAACUUAGGCAUAGUGAAAAGAUUGACGGCGUUGUUCAAACGAUCUUAUCCAAUUGUCCACGUCUGAAGCGACUGAGGGGUUAUAGUGUCGCGGUGACAGAGAUUGCCGACGGUGCAGAAUGGGUUUGCACUGGACUGACUGACAUGAAGGUCAGACUUGUGGUUGAUGUUGAUCAAAAGACGGCAAAAGGCAUAGAUAGCGAGGGAUUGUGUAUAAACGCAUGUGCAAGCUGACUCGAUUAGAUCGCUCUGAUAUUAUGCGAUAUAAUGCCAUACUGUCUUCUGCACCGGGCGAAGGCAGAUGGUGCUCAUAUUUGAUAGCCGACAGCGGAUAGGCAGAUAGAAGAGGGUGGGGCACAAGAACUAAAACAUUGGGGCUUUAAGGGAUUGGA